CCCCCACUCUCUGGCCCAGCUACCCUUUAAACCCGAGCUACCAGCUGCGGCGCCGCGGCGCCGGGGGGCGCGGCGGAGGCGACUGCGUUCGCGCCGGCGGCGUGCUCCAGCGCGGGGGGAGCUGCUUCGCGUGCUCUGCUGUUGGCGAGAAAGGAAGAAGAGGAGAAACUGAUCUCUCGAAAGCUUAGACAAAAAAGAAUGUUAGUCCUUCUACACUUGAGAGACUUUUAAACUGCAAACUAUCUGAGAGACGUUUAUACUGUCACAAUGUCAAGAGUACCAAAGUGGAAGAUUGAAAAGACCAAAGUCAAGGUUGUAUUCCGGCUGCAAUUCCAUGCUACAAAUAUUCCGUCAACAGGAUGGGACAAACUAUUUUUGUCCUUCAUCUCUGCUGAUACAGGGAAGGUGACUGCAAAAACAAAUAAAGCAAAUGUCAGGAACGGAAGCUGCAAAUGGCCAGAUCCUAUCUAUGAAGCAACACGGCUUCUUCAGGAUCCUCGGACUAAGACAUAUGAUGACAAACUCUAUAAGCUUGUUGUGGCCAUGGGGACUUCACGGUCAAGUAUUCUUGGGGAGGUUGAUGUCAAUCUUGCUGAAUUCGCAGAAGCGCUGAAACCUGCUUCAAUAGCACUUCCUCUUCGUGGUUCCGACUCGGGGAUGCUAUUACAUAUCACAGCACAACUUCUCAAUACUAAAACUGGUUUCAGAGAAUUUGAGCAGCAAAGGGAAACUGGGGCCAGAAGUUCUCAGCAGUUAUUGAACCAAAGAAGUCACGAUCCUGCUGAAGUUGCCGCGGCCUCAUCAGACAUCGGCACCGAUAAGGUUAAUGCAAGGAUUAAGCUAAAAGAAACUUCUCUGGGGUUCCCGUUGGUAGAAGAUUCUGCGGGGUCAACUGAAGAUUAUGAAAACUCGUCGCAUACUUCAGAUGGCAUUUUUACUGAAAAGAAUGAUCCAUAUGGUGCACAUGAAAUCAGUAGCUUUAGGAGCUCAGGUGACCUACCUCUUUGUCCUACCAGUCGAAGUCCUACACCAGAGAAGGGAGCUUGUUGGGGUAAACACCUUUCACCACAGGGGAGCAAUGACUGGACUCAUGGCUGGAGUCCUGAGUACUCUGCUGAUAAAGAUCUAGCUGCUGCUCAUGAUGAGAAUAACCGGCUUAGAACCAGAUUGGAGGUGGCUGAGUCGGCUUUUUCUCAGCUUAAGACAGAAGCAACAUCUCUGGAGCAUGUUACCGACAAGUUAGGCACUGAGACACAGGGCCUUGCCCAACAGCUCGCUGUUGAACUUAUGUCACGGAAUCAGCUCACUACUGAAGUAUCCUUGCUCAGAACAGAAUGUUCUAAACUGAAAAAAGAGUUGGAAGAAAUAAGAUCUUCUAAACUACUGCAGAAAAAAUCCAAUGCAGAAGAUAAUACUAUGAAAAAGUAUGGUAAUGACAUUCUUGCUACUGAUCCCGUACAUCAUCUCCAAACUGAAUGGCUGCAAGGUUUGCUGCUUCUCGAAAGUAAACUGCAGCAGACCAGAAACAAUGCUCUUCAUGGACUACAAGCAAGUGAUCUUGAUUUUCUUCUCGCUGAUUUGGGGGCACUUCAGCGUGUCAUUGAGAACCUCAAGCAAGGUGUUCAGCCAGGACAAGUGAAAGAAAAUCACUAUGCAGAAAAUUUGGUUCCACUUUCAAAUACUAGUCAUCUAUCAAAUUCAGCACAUCAUGAUACCCUCAAGAAAAGUUCUGGUGGUAAUACUGGCACGAUGGAAGAGAAGAUGUGUGAGCUCCUGCAGAAGCUGGAGAACUCAAAAACUGAGAAGGAGAAUCUCCUGGAGAAGAUGAGCCACAUGGAGCGUUACUAUGAAUCCUUUAUCCAUAAGCUUGAGGAGAGCCAGAAGCAGACAGCAAUUGAAUUAGAAAAUCUCAGGAAAGAACAUAACUCUUGCUUCUACACUGUUUCUGUCCUCCAAGCUCAGAAGCAAAAAGUGCAUGAGGAAAUGAAUGAUCAGUUAAUGAGAUUUGUUGAGGACAGAACAGCUUUAGAAGCUCAAAAUAAGGAGCUUGAGAGGAGGGCUGUUGCUACAGAAACUGCACUCAAAAGGGUUCGAUUCAAUUAUUCCGCCGCUGUGGAACGUCUACAGAAAGACCUUGAGUUACUGUCAUUUCAGGUUCUCUCUAUGUAUGAGUCAAAUGAAACUCUAGCAAAGCAAUCCUUUUUAGAAGAUUGUGAUAGUUUGCCUGAAGAACACUCUGCUGUAGCAGAUUUAUGUAGCAAUAAAGAACCUGAACAAUACAGGGUUGGUGUCAAACAAAUUGGACCUGAACGUCUAUAUGCAGAGAAAGAACCUCAAGUGUUUCUAGAAAACAAUUGUACUAUGGACAAAAUUGAUGGCCAGAAAAACCUUCGGGCACUAAAGAUUGAAGAGCUCCGUGUGAGAUCAGAAUUUCAUGUACAUGGUAAUACUGAUUCAAGGGGGAACCACUCAAACAUGGUAGGGCCAAAAAGGGUCUCUUGCACUAUGGAGUCUGAGCUUUUAGAAAUGUUUAUUGCCAACAUGGAGUGCCAGGUAUUCUCUGAUGUGCUACGUGAAUCUCACUAUGCUGCAUUGGAUAUAAUUAAAUGCAUGCAGGAAAGGUUGCACAUGUUAGGAAAGAAGCUUCAUGACUCUAAUGAUGCCAAACAAUCUCUAGGGCUCAAGUUGAGCUCUGCAUUGGACCAAGCCACAAGUGUCAAAGAAAGCGAAGCAGGAUAUAUUUUGAAGUGUGAUGAUCUGACUGUGAAGAACCAAAUAUUAGAAGCAAAACUCCAUGAUAUUACAGUUGAAAAUGCUUUGUUUAUGGAAAAGCUUACGGAGUCUGAAAGACUUGUUCAGGAACAUAGAGCUUGUGAAAGCAAGUACAAGGUCUGCGCUGAAGAAAGGGAGAGAUUCGAGAACCUUUUAAUCAAAGAAAGUCUACUAACCGACCAGCUUCACGGUGAGCUCAGAUCAUUAAGAGAAGGUUUUGAGGCCAUGAAAGAUGAGUUAGAUAAUCAAUCCUCCAUUAACAAUGAUACAUGGAUGGUUUCUACAUCCCUUCAAGAUCAACUGGGUGGACUCUGCUCUAAAAUUAUGUCUUUUAACAAGGAAGUCAACAUUUCAGGCUUAGAUGAGGCAUCUUUCCAGCAUGAACUUGAGAGCAAGAAUUAUGCUGCUGUGCUGAAAAGCUUGGAAUUCUUCCAUCAGCAAACAUGUAACAAGGUCCUUCAUGUUCAACAGGAGAAGGAAGCAGUGGUGGAAAUGUGUGAUGCUUUGCAGAGAAGGUCAGAGAAGGCGGAAUCAGAAUUGCAUGAUAUGAAGCAGAAGUACGUAUGUGAUUUGGAUGCUACAAAUCAGAAGCUAAACUUUUCUGAAGAACUUAUAGAGAAGCUUCAGCAAGAACUGCAGGACAUGGCUCACAAACUUAGGAUUAGCUCAGAUUCUCAAGAAAAAUAUUCCGUUACCAAUAGUGGCUUAACAUCAAAGUUGUCACUAAUGGAAGUUGAGCUGCAGCAUGCAACCAGUAAGAAUUUGGCUCUUGUUGAAAAAUUGAAAGAAUUUGGUGCCACUGUAGAGGAACUUGAGAGGACCAAAAUAAGUCUUGCUCAAUAUGAGAAGGAUACCCGAACCUUGACCCAGUCAUUACAGUCUAAAGAUGAAAUGUUAGUGCAUAUGGAAAGUGAAAUCAAACUUUUGCAUGAUGAUUUGAGAUUUACCGGUGAGAAUUUGCUAAGAGAAAAGAGCCUUAAGGAAGAACUUGAGUCUGCCCUUGCAAAUCUUACAUCACAGCUUUGUGAGAAGGAUCGGGUCCUACUUUCUUUCAAUGAGCAGAAAACAGAAUCAGUUCAUCUGAAAGACCAGCUUUUUGACAUGGAAAAAGCAAACAGUAUAAUGCAAGAUGCGCUCUUGCAGAGUGAACAAAUCCAAAGGGACCUCAACCGUAAGAAUCGCUCUCUUCACUCCCAGAUUUCAAAUCUAGAAAACCAGUUAGGAAUAGUUCUCGAGGUCAUGCUUUCCACUGAGAUUGAAGUGAUUUAUAUGAGAAGUCAGGUAAGAGAGGCUGUUGUGCAACUUAAUAUGUUAAGAAAUGACUUUGAGAAACUUCAACUCAAACACAAAGAUGCUGAUGAAUUAUUACGGGUUCACAUGUCUACUCAAGCAGAAUUGGCUGAUAGAAAUAGCAUGCUUCAAGCAGCUAUCCAUUCUCUUGAAAUCAAUCUCUGCAGUGUUAGUCAAGAGAAGAAAGGACUUGAGGAGCUUAUGAAAGGACAUGAGGAAACAUUGACAGAAGCAAAUAAUAACAAGUCUUGUGACAUAGCAGUCGAUAACAGUGAGAAAAUAGUGGAGGAUCAUGAUGAGAUUUCACAGCUUAGAGUCUUGCUGGCAGAUCUUGAAGAGCAGGUUGAUAAUGUGAAGUCCACAAAAGAUGAGACUGAAAUUUUAAACAUCAUUCUUAGGUCAAAGUUGGAGGAACAACACACUGUGAUGUCAUCAUUGCUACAGAAUCAAAGGCAAGAGUUGACAAAUUUAAUAGAACACAACAAGGAUCUCACCCAAAAACUUGCAGAACAAAGUCUGAAGGCAGAAGAGUUCAAAAACUUGUCGAUCCAUUUGAGAGAGCUAAAAGAAAAGGCCGAAGCUGGAAGAAAGGAGAAGGAAGGAUCAUUACAUGCCAUGCAAGAUUCCCUUAGAAUUGCAUUUAUUAAGGAGCAGUAUGAAUCGAAGGUUCAAGAGCUGAAAGGUCAAGUUUUUGUGAAUAAAAAAUAUGCUGAAGAGAUGCUGCUGAAGCUGCAAAAUGCUUUGGAUGAUGUUGAAACUGGGAAGAAAAAUGAGAUUGCUCUUGCUAAGAGAAUUGAAGAGUUGUCGAUGAAAAUUUCUGAAAUGGAGGUGGAGAUGCAUGAUUUAUCAGCUGAUAAAAAAGAAUUGUCAAAUGCAUAUGACAGCAUGAUGACAGAACUAGAAUGCACAAAAUUAAACUUAGAUUGCUGCAAUGAAGAAAAGCUGAAGAUUGAAGUCUCUCUUGAGGAGUGCUGUGAGGAACGUAACAGAAUAAGGGUGGAACUUGAUCUGGUUAAGAAAUUAUUGGAGAAUAUGGCAUUAACAGACAAGAAUACAUCACAUGAUAGCUCUGGAUCAUGCACCCCUGGUACCACAUCCAUCAGGCAUAUUCUUGGAGAUGGCGAGGCAGAGUCUGCAUCAAAGGCUACACCAAGUACAAUAGAAAUGGAUUCAGAGUUACAGGAAUGUGAAAUUCAGAGCCGAAGCUUAACAUCAAAUUUGUCUCGAGCAGAUGAUAUCGGGAAGUUUGGUGAGGAUGAAGCGAGCAAGAGCUUGGAGAAUUGCGAUAAGGAAUGUGAAUCAUCAAUAGAGAAUCAUUUUAAUGGCAAUAGCAUCAAAGAUAUUUCUAGAGAGCAUAAGAAAUUAGCAACCGAAUUGAACCUUUUCCAGAAGGAGCUAGAAAGAUUGAAAAAUGAGAAUCUGUCUCCUCUUCUUCCCCGUGACAUUAAUCUUAUUGAUCCAUCACUCAGUGGUUUGGAAAGGACAUUGUCACAACUUGAUACGGCAAAUGAGCAUUUGCAAAGUAUUUUUCCAUCAUUUAAAGAGCUUCCUGGAUCUGGCAAUGCCUUGGAAAGGGUACUUGCUUUGGAACUUGAGCUCGCAGAAGCUCUCCAAGCAAAGAAGAAAACAGAUAUCCUUUUCCAGAGUUCAUUCUUGAAGCAGCACAAUGACGAAGCAGCAGUCUUCCAAAGUUUCAGGGACAUCAAUGAACUGAUCCAAGAUACUAUCGAGUUGAAGAGAAGGCAAGUAGCAGUAGAAAGUGAACUAAAAGAGAUGCAGGGCAGGUACUCAGAGCUCAGUGUGCAGUUUGCCGAGGUGGAGGGAGAAAGGCAGAAGCUCGAAAUGAAUCUGAAGAACCAAUCACCGUGGAAAUCAUAGGAACCAAAGAGAAAACUGGAGAGGAAAAAUAUGUCUGCCAGUUGCAAGCUUUGUAAACAAUCUUCUGCGACGGCAAUGGACACAUUUUGUAAUGUAAAUAUCAGUAGAAUCUCAAAAUAUGUAUCAAUUGUAGAGUUGUAUGUGAAUGUGAUAUACACAAAUGUAACAUCUUGUACAACCCCUGCAGCUCAGAGAAAUUCUUGUUAAUUAAUUGUUCUUGAGCCAACAACCAGCCGCCUUUCAAGAGUGCAUUCACAUCUGCUGAUUGUAAUUUGCAGUUUUUUUAAUGGAUCCUUUAACGUUGACUGGAACAACUCCUUGAUCUGAUGUUGGUACUGCCUAACAGAGACUUCUGCUAUUCAUUUUCUU
Molecule: messenger RNA, 6309 nt
Organism: Panicum hallii
Lineage: Eukaryota; Viridiplantae; Streptophyta; Magnoliopsida; Poales; Poaceae
Product: putative leucine-rich repeat-containing protein DDB_G0290503
Exons: 11
Coding region: 268-5940 (1890 amino acids)
Source: RefSeq, a predicted model, not a curated record